AUGUUUGUAUUACAGAUACAUAGUGUUACAUUCUAUAAUCCAUCAACUCAGACCAAGCCCAGGAAUGUAUUCAUUGAUGUAUCAAAUGAGAAUCAGCCUGCUAGACGAUACUUUGUUGGCAGGUUCUCAACUUCAAGUACAAAGUCUUGUGACUCGAUUGUACAUGUGUCAAAGACACCGAUAACAGUACAUUUGUCGUAUGGACCUUUGAUGUAUCAUGAUCUUGGACCACAGACGAUAUAUGACUUUCUUUAUGGCGAUGUCAGUCAGUUGGGACACAAGAAGUUUCUAACGUUUGGUCGCAGAGGCCCACUGUACCACGUCUGCUACUCUAUCUCCCCUGUCAAGUACUCUUAUGGAUUCGCAUUGACAAAGAUCAGUUGUCUGAAACAGAUCACAUCAAGUAAGGAUGAACUCUACGCCGAAGUCGAGUUCAAUCACAGCUCCCAAAGCAUUGGCAUUGGACAUACCAACAGAUACCAUCUCGGUACCUUUGUCUCUCAUGAUAUGACAGAGAUUCAUUCAGUACACAAUCUUACCUUCUCAACUCUGGUCAACUUUGUCAUCACAUUCUUUGUAAAGACCAAGUUCGCAGAGUAUAUACUUGGUACGCUCAAGUUCACACCUGCACAUGAGCUCAACUCUCCAAGCGGUCAAUCGACAACUCACUCGAGCAAACGAAGCUUCGAGCCUCUGAACCAACCUCAUCAACAUCAUCAUAUACAGCAUCAGCAACAACUUCAACAAUCGCAAUCACAAGACCACCACCAACACCUACAGCAGCAACAACAUACGGAUGAUCAACAGAAGCGAACAGACACUGGCUCCAACUCAUCAAGUGGAUUGGAUGAUAGGAUGACAGGUGUGGCAGCGAUAUUCAAUCAACAGACUGCGCCAAGACAGACCCACGAGUCACCAAACAACGAUGAAUCCAUAACAUCACAAUUGAAUCAAGCUGUCGUGGACAAGAAGAUCAAUAAGGAGAAGGGUGGCCUGGUGGUAUAUCGCGCCACAUCAGAUGAUCGCGUACACACCUUCCUCCAGGACGACUUCUACACGACCAAGAAGAUCACGCUCACCAAUCCCGAAGGCAACGGCUCGUACGAGUUUGUCUUCUCACUCACCAAGACAGACUUCCUCCUCACAAAUCCAGCCUACACACAGACUGAUGGCGAGGACAUUGACUCCAACUCCAACCCCAACUCCAACCAUCAGGCCAUCAAUCAGAGAGGCGAGCGUACCUCUGCCAGCAGACACUUGCUAACGGGACCCCUGGCUGAAAAGCGCAAUGACGCAGCGGUGGACGAGGUGGAGGAUCCAACGGGCGACCUCACCAGCAACAACUUUAAUCUGCAGACAGAGAACAACAGCGUGGAGGUACUCAUCGAUGGACUACAGACAUUCAGACGAUACUUUGAAGCGAUGAUGAAUGCCGAGCACAGUAUCAGCAUCCUGGCUUGGGAGUUAUCAUUCUCCUUUGGUCUGGUGCUCACAAAGAAUGUUCAGUCUGGCCUCCCAUCAGUGUCCAGCGACAUUGCCAAGUGGAUCACGCUUGAGGAUGUUCUGCUAUCCAAAGCUUUGAGUGGCGUUAACGUUAGAAUCAUUGUCUGGAGACAUGAGUUGCUGUCACAUGUCACGCGUUACCUGUACCUGGGCGAGGUUACGAUUGAGCGCGAGGUGGCCAAGCUCGAGAGGCGUUGCAAGAAGCUGAACAUAUCUUGCAAGGUGUUCAACACGACGCAUCAUGACAUGUCUGCCAAGGAUCAAUCGAUGGCCGACCUCGACGGACCUGUGGCUCAAGGCGAGACUGGCUGCAUCACUGUGGUUAUCGCUGGCAACCCCCAGGGUAUCCUGUCAUCUCAUCACGAGAAGCUGGUGCUCAUCGAUGGCGAGUGUCCCGAACAUGCGAUCGCAUUUACUGGUGGCUUCGACGUUGCUCGUGGACGCUAUGACCAGCCUCUCCAUCAAAUACCUCGACCCUACAUGCAGAACCUGCUCACGACCCAGUCCAAGGACGCCGAGACUACCAAGCCACCGCGCUACAGUGGUCGCAACAUUCAACCUAUCCUGCCACAGAUCCGUUUCCUGUGGCACGACAUACAGAUAUCACUGCGAGGCUCAAGCGCCCAGCAUCUGCGGCUGCACUUUAAUCAGCGCUGGAUCCAUGCAUUCUCCAUGAACGUCCUACAGACACGAUCAAAGUCCAUCCCGCUCAAGAGGGACAAGCCAUGCAACAAGGUACAUCAGCCAGAAUCAUCGAUCGUCGUUCAGCACAACGACCCAGCACCAUCAUACAAGAACUGUUCAGUGCGACUGUUCCGCACGUGGAAGGGCGUGCUCGACAACAACAUGCUCUUUGACGACUUUGGCAAGAUGAUCACCAAUGCCAAGGAGUUCCUUUACAUCGAGCAUCAGUAUCCCUUCCAGAACUUCACACUCACCUAUUACAUGUGUGAGGCGCUCAAGACCAACCCGAAGCUGCAGAUACUCAUUGUCACACCUGUGCGUACAGAUCUGCCCAGUGGGCUUGUCGGUGAGCUCUUUGAUUGGUCACAGGAUCACAUCAUCAGACAUCUACACCUGAUAUACAGUAUUGCACCUGAUCGUGUUGGCAUUUAUGGACUGGUGCGACAGGAUGAGGAGUCAACGAGUCGACUGAAACCUAUAUAUAUUCACUCCAAGGUAAUCAUUGUCGAUGAUGUACUAUUUAAUUGUGGCAGCACCAAUAUGGACAAUAUGAGCUUCUUCCACUCGAGUGAGAUCAGUGUUGCAGUGUCCGAGCCAACAUUGGCAAGGGAGACUAGAGUACGUUUGGCAAAGGAGCAUCUGGGCAGUCAUUACAACGAUGCGAUCGAGCAUAGUUUUGCCGAGAUGUUCACAGCGUUCAAGAAGGUGUCCGAACAGAACUAUGAACGAAUGAGAUACAAACGAUUGCUCAUUGGUCGACCCGUUGCAUUGGCACCAGUGGAGAAGUAUGAAUUCCUACUCAAGAAGAUCUACUAUCCCAAUAAGUUGGCCAAGCUAAUGUUCAAACUUGGCGUUGACAGUGACAAAUGGGUAGAGAAGGUUGUCAAUCCAUCAUCAUGGUUGCCCAAGCUCAAACCAGAUCCAAAGCUUUAA
Molecule: messenger RNA, 3120 nt
Organism: Acytostelium subglobosum LB1
Lineage: Eukaryota; Evosea; Eumycetozoa; Acytosteliales; Acytosteliaceae
Exons: 5
Coding region: 1-3120 (1039 amino acids)
Biological process (GO): cell motility
Molecular function (GO): catalytic activity
Source: RefSeq, a predicted model, not a curated record